Molecule: messenger RNA, 1173 nt
Organism: Maudiozyma barnettii
Lineage: Eukaryota; Fungi; Ascomycota; Saccharomycetes; Saccharomycetales; Saccharomycetaceae
Exons: 1
Coding region: 1-1173 (390 amino acids)
Biological process (GO): intracellular calcium ion homeostasis
Cellular component (GO): endoplasmic reticulum membrane
Molecular function (GO): enzyme regulator activity
Source: RefSeq, a predicted model, not a curated record
AUGGCAUUGCAUAGAAAUAUUAACGUGUUAUGGCUGACCGUUGUGGUCACAUACAUGAUACAGACAAGAUCAUUUGAAAAUAUUGUAGGUAGAGAACAAUUGGUCGACCAAGAUACACAACAAGUUCUGAAGCCUCAGAGUGUUCCAAGACAAGGUUUUACAGUACAUCUAGCCAUCUUGUACCUAUUAUCAUGGUAUCUGUUGAUUCCAUUCAGUAAGAUGAUUUGGUCUCAUAAUGAAACUGAAGAUGUUAUGAAUAACAAGAAUGAAGGUUUGGAUACAGAGGCCGAUGAGAAUGACGAUAAUGUCGAUCUUUCAGAACCAAUAGAAUUACCACAGCCUGUAUCGACAGAUAAAGGUCUCUCCUCAAAUAUAAGGUAUUUUGCUAAGAUUUUUAUUAUGGCCUUCUUUUUGUCCAUCACAGUAGUGACUUAUACUCUAGGUUUAGGUAUAUCUCCAUCAUUUGAUAUUACCUUAAUUCAGAACUGUGCGUUCUUCGAGAUUACUACUCUAUUAUAUGGUGUCUGUAGUGUCUCUAAAAAUAAAAACGUCUUUAGAAACUUUUUGAUUAUGAUGGUAGCUGUUACUAGUAUAUUGAUUGUUUCUUACACUAACGCUACAUGUAAUUUAUUAGCUGGUAAAAUGUCUGUCAAUAAAGAAACUAAAGAAGUUAACGAUCCGUGGUUGUUCGAUAGAUUAAAAGCUGGGUUGAUUACUGGGUUGGGAUCUUUAGCUAUUGGUCCAUUUGCUGUCUGGUGUAAUCAAUGGUUUGAGCAAUCACCAAGAAUUGAAAAAAUUAAAAUUAAUACUAAAACUCUAUUCUAUUUACCAACUUUUUCAAUUCUGUUACUAUUACCAUUCUUAAAUUUAGGUAACCUAGGUUUGAUUGUUGAGGAAUAUUUUGCACAACCUAAAUUUUGGUUAAAUUUAUUUGUUGGGAUAGUAUUUGGUGUAUUACCAAAUAUGGUUGCAAUUAUUAAGUUGAACGCUCAUUAUCCAAAUGAAUUUGUUACUACAUGUAAUCUAGGUGUGAUUAUAAUGACGGGCUUAUUCGAGUGGAUAUGUGAACCUGGUCAUACUGUCAUUGUUAGAUGGGAAGUCAUCUCUUACAUCUUUUUAACUUUAUGCACCAUUACCCUUUAUUUCAGUUUACGUGGAAAUAUGGCACAUUAG